This is a messenger RNA of Sarcophilus harrisii (Tasmanian devil), 8384 nucleotides long. RefSeq names its product apical junction component 1 homolog (gene AJM1). The record is from RefSeq and is a predicted model, not a curated record. The transcript has 3 exons. Gene Ontology annotation, cellular component: apical junction complex; plasma membrane. The coding region runs from base 718 to 3720 and encodes 1000 amino acids. Gene Ontology annotation, biological process: cell-cell junction organization. Lineage: Eukaryota; Metazoa; Chordata; Mammalia; Dasyuromorphia; Dasyuridae.
GACUUAUUUAAAGGGAUCUAUGAUGAAAAAAAAAAAGUGAACACUAGUCAAGCCCCCUCUUUUUACCUGUGGGGAAGAGAUGGUAUUUGGCCAAGGUCUUUCUCAGCAGGGGGUGGCAGCGUGGAACGGAGAGACUGGCCAUAAGAUCUGACAAGGUGGCCAGGAAGAAGCAUCGCUGAUUUGACAACAGACUUAAGUGGCUUUGGAGUAUAAGGAGAGCUUCACCUGGCUGGGUUUCCAGCAAGAGGAUGGCUGAGAUCACCUGAACUGUUGCUCCCCAACUGUAGAUCCUAGAAGUGACUGUGCAGAGGGUCGGAGACGGCCCACCUAACCUAACCUAGCUUUGGGCGGUCCCCGGAUGCGCUGCCCCUUUAAGCACGGCCCCAGGAGCGGCCGUCGGGGGCAGCAUUGAGCUGGGGCCCGGCCGGCGCGGUUGCCUCGAAGCGUCUGCUGGAGCCGGGCGACCGCAGCGGGGCCGGGGCCGGGGCCGGGGCCGGGCCGGUCGUGCGGGGCCGCGCUGCCCCCCUGGGCCGUCAUAGCAGCCAGAGGGCGCCCGGGCGGGGGGCGCCAAGGUGCUGCUAACCAGCAGGAAUGGAGCUCCCUUCAAACAGUCCACCAGCAUCAGACAGCCAGAGCCGCUACAGUACUACUGUCCCAGGGCUAGACUCUCCCGAGGCCGUCUGAGACGGAGCCGGUGGCGUGGGCGCCUCUUUUAAGAUGACCCGAACGGACCCACCGGAUCUCCUGGUGUCUACUGUAUACCAGGACAUCAAGGUGGCCGCCCCGGGCCCCGCAGCCAGUGGCCCGCCAUGUGAAAGCCCAAUGUCCCGGCCCGCGGCUCCCGCGCCUUUCAACAAGCGCCACUGCCGCAGCUUUGAUUUCCUAGAGGCGCUGGACGGGCCGGUCAUGGAACCCCGAGGUCCCGAACGGCACCCGCAAGAGCAGCCUCCCAUGGCGCAGCGGUGCGGGCCACCUGGCCCGGAACCUGCUCGGCCCCGCCACCGCGGAAAGGAUGGGGAGCCCAAGCGCCGGGCCCGCUCCAAAAGUGCUCCCAGGACCAAGACCAACCUGGUGCCAGCGGCCGCGCCCGCCUCACCCCCAGUCGCUCGAAGGGGCCGUGAAGUGCUGAGAGCUCCGCCCCGGGAGCCGCCCUCUCCGAGGCGAGAGCCCACCUACCCUGCCAUGCGUGCGCUAGCCAACGAACUUCACCCCAUCAAGUUACAGCCGCAGCGCAGUAGUGCAAACCGCAUUUCACCCCUCUGCCCUGCCAGCCGCUGCGUCCCGCCACAAGAGGAAGCCGCACGGGCUCCAGCCCCGGCCCCCCACGUACGCUGCCGCGUAGAUAUCAAGCCCGAUGAGGCAGUGCUGCAACACGCCGCCCGUGGAUCCCGCUCUGUCCCUCCAGCGGAGAGCCAGGCCUGGGCACGAGUCCCUUUGCCUCCCCGGGGGCUCACGGUGCCUGGGCCUCGCCAUGUGGUGCUGUCGCGCACGCCCACGCCCAGUGAUUCCUACAGCGGGGAACCACGGGCGUUGUUCUGUGAUGGUCCCUUCCCUGGGCCGCCUUCCCGAGACUAUCCAGAACGGGGCUGCCCUCCUUUCGCUGCUCCGCCUGGCCCUACUAAAUUCUUCUACACGGAGGAGCCCAGCGGCUACCCAACUCUCCCCGCCCAAACCUUCGACGGCUACGGCCCCCGCCCCUAUCCCGGGCACGGCUUCCAGCAGUACUACUCCGAGGAACCCCAGGGGCCCAGUCCCCCACGGGGAUACUACAUGGAGGAAGCCCGAACCUACCCUAUUCAGGAGCCGCCCACUCGUUCCUACUACGGGGAAGCCCCGCGCUGCUACGGUCCCCGCUUUGGAGAUGAUCCCCGUUACAUAGAGGAUUCUCGAGCUUUUUCCUCGCGCCUUUUCUACACUGAAGACUAUACCAAGUACCGCGAACGAAAUGCCAUGUCCAGGACUUACCCGUACCCCCGUGGGGGAAGCCAGUCCUGGGGAGACUGGCAACCCCUCCCCUAUCGCACCCUACAAGUUGCCCCACUACCGCCGCCCGGCCCCGGGGCACUGCUAUCCUCUUGGCACGGAGGCACCGGCACCAGCCCACCUCGGCUGGCCACAGACAGCCGCCACUAUUCUCGCUCGUGGGACAACAUCCUGGCGCCUGGCCCACGCCGGGAGGACCCUCUGUUCCGGGGCCGCAGCUACGAAAACCUGCUGGGCCGGGAGCCAAGGGAGUCCCGGGGUCUCUCUCCCGACGGCCGACGGCCUCCAGUUGUGGUCAAUUUGUCCAGCUCUCCCAAGCGUUACGCGGCUUUGUCGCUAUCGGAGACGUCCCUGCAGGAAAAGGGCCGGACAGGAGAAGGACCGAGCCGCGCCUGGUACGUCACCCCAGAGAUCACCAUCACCGACAACGAUCUGCGCGCCGCAGAGCGUAGGGUCGGGGGCUGGGAACAUCUCGGAGGCCGCCCUCCUCCACCGGUCCCUCGCCCCCCGGCUCGUGACGGCCCCGCCUCAGCUCGGCAGCGGAGCCUGGAGCAGUUGGACGAACUUAUUACGGACCUCGUCAUUGACUCCAAGCCCCCUACAGGCCCCACGCCCGCGGACAGUGACAGUCUGGGCCGCCAGCUGCGCCAGCUCCUGAGCGAAGGACAGACCCGGGGGCCUCCCGAGCCGGAUCUGGGGCCCGAACCCGAGGCCGAGCCAGAGCCCGGGUCGCCUACCAGCCCCGACGUCCCUCGGCCGGACGAAACGGCCGGCGGCUCCCCGGAGCUCAGUGCCGACGAGGACGACCUUAUGACGUGCUCCAACGCGAAAUGCCGCCGCACCGAAACGAUGUUCAACGCCUGCCUCUACUUCAAGUCGUGCCACAGCUGUUACACCUACUACUGCUCGCGCCACUGCCGCCGGGAGGACUGGGACGUGCACAAGGCCAGCUGCGUCUACGGCCGAGUGGGCAGCGUGUGCCGCCACGUGCUGCAGUUUUGCCGCGAGAGCCCGCCCGUGCACCGCGCCUUCUCACGCAUAGCGCGCGUGGGCUUCCUGUCGCGAGGCCGCGGGGUCCUCUUCCUGGGCUUUCCUAGCCCGGGUUCGGCAGAGAACUUCUUGCAGUUUGGCCUAGAGAGCCUACUGAUGUCGCCCACCUAUUUGUCCCUGCGCGAACUGGGCGGCUACGCGGAUCCGCUGGGCGGCUACGGACAAGAGCUGCAAGCGGCUGGGCGCCAGUACGAGCCGGCCGAGUGCUUCUUGCUCAACGUGACCGUGGCUGUGGGACCCGACGUGCCAGCACGGCCGUCGCCCAAGAGCCCAGUGCCCACUGUGCGCAAGUUUGCCAAGGUGGCCCUGGCCACGCCCGGGAGUCCCGAGCGACGCCGGCGCGCGCCUCGGCGCGAGCCCGAAAUGGAAACCCUGAUCCUGACGCCGCCGCCGGGCACCGCGGGUCUGGGCCAGGAAGGCGAGGCGGGCCGGCGCGCGCGAGAGGUGGCCUUCAUCCACAUCCAGCGCGAGCUGCGGCUUCGAGGCGUCUUCCUGCGCCACGAGUACCCGCGCAUCUACGAGCAGCUCUGCGAGUACGUGGAGGCCAACCGGCGAUUCACUCCCACCACCAUCUACCCUACGGACCGCCGCACUGGCCGCCCAUUCAUGUGCAUGAUCAUGGCCGCUUCCGAGCCCCGAGCCCUCGACUGGGUGGCCAGUGCCAACUUGCUCGAUGACAUCAUGUGACACGGCCCCUUCCUCUAUCUUCUCUCUGUCUCUUGUCUCUCUCUGUUUUUCUCUCUUUCACACCACACACAGACGGACACACACACACACAUACACACCCCUCCCUCCCUCCCAGGAGCCGUAAGUUUCGGACGUGUGUCUCCAACCGCCUCGGACGCCCAACUGCCUUUCUAGAUUGGGACUCACAUCCAACGGCCUCUCCAGCCUAGACUCAGCCCCACAGCCCGACCAAUCCCUGGUUUUGACGCUGCCUUCAAUUCGCCCCCCAUGGCUUUAGCCCCGCCUCCGGCCGACUCUCCCCGCCCCCAAUUCCUCUCCUCCUGGAUGUGGCCCCGCCCCAACUUCGUCCACUGGGUGUGGUCCUACCCCCAAACUCGAGUCCAGUUAGUUCCCUGCCCAGACCAACCAUUCUUCUCUUGGUUUUGCCUCCUUUCUGCCCGCUUCUCUUCUUAGUUUUCUCAUCAGUUGACCCUCUUUCUCUCCAUCUUCUGGUUUCUGGGUAGACUGAUGGAAGUGGGUAUGUGGGAAUGUAGAAGGGCCUUAGUUUGGAGCCAUGCGGUGAAACUACACUCUUAUCCAUUGCCUUCCCCAAUCUCUGCUGUCAGCACCACUCCUAACAAAAAGAGAACCCGAGUCCCUUCCCUGCGGUGUGAAGGAUCACAGGCCCAGGGUGAGGAAUUGGUUCCUUAGUACCUCUCUUCCCCCAAUUCCCAUACACUGGUGCUUCUUCAUGCUCACCCAUCAUCCCCCAUCCUGAACUUCUUUAUUGACCAAAGCUACAGUUUAGUCACUUUAAAUACCCUUAUCCUACUCAGGUCAUUCCCAAGUGGGAUUUGGGGAAAAUCCUCCAAAUUGAGAAGACAUAUACUAAGUCCUUGCCUUUUCUCUUCUCUGCUCUCUACCCCAUUCCCUUAGAAAGAUUAGCCCACUUCAGCUGGACUCCAAAACCAGGCUUUUGAUCAUAAAAGAACAGAACUAGGGGUCCGGGUGAGGGAAAGGAUGGUGCUAGGCAAUAAUAGAAGGAAUGGGAAACUUCCAUGUCAGUAGAGGAUAUGGAUGCUCAAGUUCUGUUACUGUAGCUCCCCUCCCUCACAUCUUUCCCAGUUCAUUUUACAGAGAUCCUGAUUUCCUAGAUUUUGAGUGUGUAUGUGUGUGUGUGUGUGUGUGUGGUUGUGGUGUGUGUGUAUUGAGGGGAAGAUAAAGCAGGGCUUAACCUGGCACUUUUCUCUCUUUGGAGAAAAAUGUUGCCAAGUCCGGGGAAAGAUAAAUGUGCCUGUUUUUAUAUUUGUGUACACAUCUGUAAGUAAGAGCCGAUGCCCCAGGAGAAUGAGCAGGUGUUCACAUAUUAGAUGUGUAUGGUUGGAUACACUGUCACCUUCUUUAAUUCAUGAUCUUUGAAAAGAGUUUAGAAAGGAAGAGAGUUGUAUAGAUCUCCAACAUUAUCAUCCAAAUGAUAAGCCAUAUUCCUGUCCCUUAAUACCAGUUCCAUUCCCUAAUCCCAAGAGAGGAUAAUGAAGGGAAGACAUGGUCAUUGAUGGCAAGUUAGACACAGGAAAUGCUACUACCUAAAUGGCUGGAAUAAAGCAAGCAGGACUUUCCUUGAGCUGUAAUGAGACAUGAGGCAGUCCCUCAACUUUUUCCCUACUGUGUACCAAACAUAAUCUUUGGGCAGAGCCCUGUCUUGUGUAUUAAGGGAAGAAGAUAGCAUAGUUCCUACUAUCUUAGGAAGCUCCUCUUCUAAUUAUGGAGUUAGGAUGAGCACAUAAUAUGAAUAUAUUUAUUAGAAUACAUUUAUAUAUACAUAUAUUAGAACCUAUAAUUUCAUCAAUGUGACAGAUCACAUUUAAUAUAAAUCACAACUUUAUACCUUAGUAGUCUUCAAAAGAUGUUAUAAUUGAAAAAAAUUAACCUGAUGUUCAACUUCCUGGUGAUGAGGCCUUCCAAAUUUAGCUAGACUGGUUCUCAGAUGACAGAUGCAUAUAGGCCAAUGCCAGGCCUAAAAUGUACAAUAUGUUAGGACCAGCCAAGACUUGUAUUCUCCUAGCAUAACCUUUUUAAUAUAGGUCAUCUCAAUGUCAUGAUGAGGCAAUGGAGGAUGACUUUAUCGAAGAAUGUACACGUGCAAAGAAAAAUAUAUGUGCAGACACAUUUGACCAACAGAUAUUUAUUAAGCACAUACUUUAUUCAAGGUGCUGUAGAUACAACAAAAAAACAAAAACAGUGCCUGACCUCAAGGAUCUUAUAUUCUGUGAUGGAAGUAGGGGGAGGGGAGACAGGGAUAGCAUGAUCACAAUUAAGAUUAAAAGUAGGCAAAGCAAGAAAGGCUUUAUUUACCAAAGGGAGUAGGAGAAACAUGAGCUGAGCCUUGAAACAAAGCAUUUCCAUAAGCAGAAAUGAGAAGACCUAACUUCAGCAAAACAGAGACUCCAGUUUAAGAGCAUUUGGGAGGAGGAAAAGAGAUUCUCAAAAGAAAUAGAGAUAGAGCAAUAGGUGCAGGAAUUGGAGCAAGGUUAUGAGGGGGGGGGGGGGAAAGAAGCGAGGCUUAAUGAGGAGAGGCUGAAAGUAGUGGGGGUGAAGAGAGGACUUGUACUCCUUGUAGAGACAUUGAUCAGGCAGUACACACUAGUCACUCUCUGUAUUGGAACACUCACUGUGUUGUAAUAAGGUGGAUAAAGUGGGGGAGGGGGGGACAUUUCCUGUUAUGAAUGUGCAUGAGACAAGAAAAUAGAAAAAUCUGUAAAUAAAUGCCAAGGAUAUACUUAAGUGCUAAGAAAAUAUCACAAGAUAGAUGUAGGGUGAGAUUAAUCAAUGCUUUGUGGAGAAAGUGGGAUUUGAGUUGAUUAAGGCCAAAGAAAGGGGUCAUAGACUGAUGAAAAAGAAUAGGAAAGCAUUGCAAAUCAGGAAACGCCAAGAACAAAUACAGAGAUAGAACAGACCAGAGAGUGAGAGAUGGAAAUCAGAGGUGACAUUUUAGUAUUGAGAGCUGAAACAGCAAGCUGCUUUGUUAGAAUAGAAUGGAAAGUUUAUAGCAAGCAAUGAGGUGAGGGAAGAUGGGGACAGAGACCAUUUAAAGUUAUACUGAAAAGUUAUAUAUGGUAGGCAUAUACAAAGACUUUUUCUGUGCCAAGGUCCAUAUGCCUUCAUUUAGAUUUUGUUUUCCCUUGAAUGAUAUGUGCCCAUAGACCAGAUUAAUUCCUCUGUCCCAAAAGAUGCAUUUAGAUUGAUCAUCUCUUCAUUCUGGCCCCUAGAAUUCCCAAGUUUUUCCCACCCAUGUGAUAAUCUCCUUCUUUUAGGCACAUAAGGAACAAUGUGGAAUGAGAAGAACUGUGACAGAGUCUCCUUUCAGGGCAUUUUGCCUGCUCCAAAACAUGAUCUCAGGCUAGCUGCACUCUUCUUGUGUGUCCCCCACAUAUAUCUCUAUAUCUCUGUGGGGAGAAGGGAACAUUUCUUGUCCCAUCCUCAAAUCUGCAUUAACUUCUCCCUGUUCUUCAGAGGGAAAGAUUUCUUUGGGCCUUUAGAUCUCUCCAUCAUGGAGCUGCCUCUAGGAACAGAGUGGGGAGAAAGCUAAAUUAGACACCCGGAUCUCCAAGACUAGGAGUGACUUGGAAUCCUGUAUUUAACUGGGAAGGAUAAUGAAGUGAGGUGUAUUCUGGGGACCUAACUCAGAUCACUUAUCUCUAAUCUGCAAAUUGUCCUUCCCACUCAGUCUCUUCCCUUUAGGCCCUGGUCGGGACCCUCUUCCACGCCCCCACCUUCUCCUACCGCUCUAUCCAGCUAGGAGAGGAGAGAAAAAAUGACCUUUAUUCCCACGUCUGGUGAGGAAGGAAGGGUACCGAAGAGAUUUAUGCGUGUAUAUUCUUCCCAAUCCCGAUUUCUUUUGCACCAUCGCGUGUUUGCACGGCGGCUCGCCGCUCCAUACCCUCCCCGCCACCUUUCCCCAUAAAUUUAAGUUGCACCAAGGAGCCGGGAAAUGGGCUCACUGGCCCCCGCUUCGCCACCCCCUCUGUUUGGCUAGAGCCAACCCUCCGCAUGGGAUCACUACUUCAAGCCCAGGUUAUGCUCCGUGCAUGAAUAUUUCUAAUCAUGCGUGGAAUGCUGCGCUCUGUUCACACCCUGGAACGGGGUUCUGGGUAGCCUGAGAGGGGAGAAUGGUUCCCUGGAAGAGGGAACGAUUAUUUCAGAGGUGGUUGGAGUUCCUUCAGAUAAUCAUAAAGUAGAACUUGAAUGUAACUUGCCUGCAGCGUCUUUUUGCUAGGGCUGGAGAAGAGGGAACUGGAGGGGAAAGAGUACCCUGGACAGCAGUCCUAUCCAUUACUCUCGAAAGAGGUAUGGGCGGGGAGGCUUGAUGGACUGAGGGAAAGGGAAAAGGAAAGGGAAAGAAUAUCAUACGUAGGUGGAGGAUAUCUUAGUAAAAUCUCUAAAGGAAACAGACUCAAAGAAAGUAAGGGAGUAGUGGUGGUAGAAUCUUCAGGUCCCCUGAAACUCACAAUGUUUUCUAUCAAACUCUCUGCCUUAAGUCACCAUGAGACACACCUAUUACCCACCCAUCUACCCAGUCGCCAUUUAUUACACUUCUUCUUUAGAAUACAAAAAUAAUAUCUUAUUUCGUCUUUGUAGCCACAUACUGUUUGUUCCAUUAAACCCAUUCAUCACAUCCACCCACA